CUGAUUGGCGCAGAUAUCUUCCAAUUUGGAGAUGGAAGGUUGUUUAAUUGCUCUGCCAAAAUGUGUUAUUAGGGCUUGGAGCUCUAUUGCAAAUUUUUACAUUGUUGAGGCAUUAGUUUUAAUGACCUGUUUUUUAUCGACAUGUGGCAGGAUGAUUUUCAGUUUGGACCCUUUUUUGUUGUUGCUGUAUUUUAUUGUUUGGUGGAUUGUUCCAUUUAAAGAUAAAAUCGGCACAUAAUCAAUAUAAGACCUUUGAGUAAAUUUACAAUUAUGAAAUUAAUCGUUUUUAAUUAGAUUAAUCAUCUUUGAAAUUUAGAUAGACUAAUUUAAUUGUAAUUUUUAAGCAUGUUUAUGUUUGACUAUUGUAUUUGUAUAUAAAUUAGAUUUAUAUUGCAUGCUUUAAUUUAUAUGUUUGAGUUAGAACUCAUUAACAUAUUAUUUGACAUUGAUAAUAUGUUUUAGCAUCUUGUUUAAGUAAUUUAAUACCCCGUUAAAUGUUCCCCAUAAAUUAAAAUUUAAGUCUUAUCUAGGAUAACAACAUCACCCAUCAUAAUUAAAUUAGUAGAAAUAUUUUUUCGUUGAAGAAUAUUUCACCCAAGUGUUUAUUUCAUUCGACAAAAUAUAGAACUAAUUUAUAGAUACAUAUGUUUGUGAUUGUGUGAUGGUUUUGACUUACUUAAAUUAACUCGAGUCGCCCAAGCGUCAGUGUUAAUUUAGGGAUGUCGAUCAAUUUGAAAAUUGAUCAACCAAAAGUUGCUUGGACGCAAUUGGUCUAGGGACCUACCCAUUAUAUUAUUGAAGUGAUCAGCCCAAGCUGGGACUGUAAUAGUAUGAAUGAGGAUUUUGGCCACUAUGAUUGUAAAACAUUCCAUGUUCUUUUUAUUGGGGUCAAAGAGCAUGCAAAAUAGUGGGAGCUAAAUAAUUAAAAGUCCAUAUUAUUUAGUUAACUAGAUGUGAUCAUAGGAAUUAAUAUAUGAUUUUAAUUCCGUUCUAUUUGAACUUCUUUAGGCUUUUAGGAAUGUCGAAUUUAUCAUUGAGAAGUAUCUUGGAUACAUGCAAGCUUACUGGACCAAACUUUCUGGACUGGGAAAGAAAUGUACGUCUAGUUCUUAGACAAGAAAAUAUUGAGUAUGUGUUAGACACACCGGUACCCAAGAUUCCUGAUGCCAACUCUCCUGAGUUUGCCACGUUUGACCUGACUGCUCGAGAGAAACACGUCACUGAUGCUAAAACUGUACAGUGUGUUAUGUUGGCUGCAAUGUCUAUGGAGUUGCAAAGGCAACACGAUAGGAUGAGCGCCUUCGAGAUGCAUGAACACUUGAAAAGUCUGUUUGAUUCGGAAAGUCAGACUCUAGAGUAUGAACUUCUGACAGACAUUUUCAAGUGUAGGCUUCAAGAGGGUGGCAACGUGUCUGAGCACGUCCUCAAAAUGAUUGGCUUAAUUGAAAGAGUUGCUACCACCGAAAUUAAGUUUGAGGAUCGUGUCUCAGCUGCUAUCAUCCUAUAUUCGCUUCCAAGUUCAUUUACUAACUUCAUUGUGAAUUAUAAUUUGAACAAAACGAAAGCGACCAUGCCUGAACUCCAUAACAUGCUCAAGUCUUAUGAAGCCUCAACCUCUAAAGGAAAGACUGUUCUUAUGGUAAGCUCUUAUGCUAAGUCUCGUUCUAAGAACAAGAAUAAGCAAAAGAAGAAAGGUAAGGUUGGACCUACUCCUACAGCUCUGAAGCCUAAAGGUGGAGGUCAUAUGAAGCCAAAGGUUGCAAAGAAUGUUUGCCUCUACUGCAAAGAGAAGGGGCAUUGGAAGAGAGAUUGUGAGUUGUAUAAGGCUAAUCUAGCCAAAGCACCAGGUGCUUCAAGCUCAGAAGCAUGAGAAGCAGUGUAGCAGUUGGACUGGGUAAAAUUGACCUACGCGUGAAGGUUGGAGCAAAAGUUGCUGCUGAACGCGAUAGGAUCUUAUAGUUUAGAUUUGCCCAGUGGUUUUAGAUUAGAAUUAAAUAAUUGUUAUUUUAUUCCUUAUAUUACCAAGAAG
Cuscuta europaea is the source of this 2029-nucleotide messenger RNA. Lineage: Eukaryota; Viridiplantae; Streptophyta; Magnoliopsida; Solanales; Convolvulaceae. The record is from the annotation of a GenBank genome assembly.